This is a messenger RNA of Porites lobata, 3627 nucleotides long. The record is from the annotation of a GenBank genome assembly. Lineage: Eukaryota; Metazoa; Cnidaria; Anthozoa; Scleractinia; Poritidae.
AUGGAGAUCAAAUCUUUGCAAAUAAAGCUGUUUUUCUUCUGUGCGUCGACCUUGUACCUUAGUGAAGAUGAUAGUGAAAUGUACCAACCUUUCUCACGAUGGGAGCUUUCCUUGAUAGAUAUUGACGAGUGUACGACUAACAGGCAUAAUUGUGACAUCAAUGCUUUUUGUAAUAAUACCGAGGGAUCUCAUAAUUGCACCUGUAAGCCUGGAUACUCUGGAGAUGGAAGUACUUGCACGGGUAAUGACGUGUUUUAGUCUUUCUUUGUUUAUAGACAUAAAACUGAGGUAUUUCUUGAAUUAGAUUUUGUAAUAGAGAACAAAUCGUUUCAAAUGAAGCUGCGUCGCCCUUAUUCCUUUGUAAAGAUGAUGGUAAAAUGCACUAAAAUUUCUCACGCUGGGAGCUUUCGUUCAUAGAUAUUGACGAGUGUACGAAUAACGGGCAUAAUUGUGACAUCAAUGCUUUCUGUAAUAAUACCGAGGGAUCUCAUAAUUGCACCUGUAAGCCUGGAUACUCUAGAGAUGGAAGUUUUUGCACGGGUAAUGACGUAUUUUAUUCUUUCUUUGUAGACAUAAAACUGAGGUAUUUCUUGAAUUAGAUUUUGUAAUAGAGAACAAAUCUUUUCAAAUGAAGCUGCGUCGCCCUUAUUCCUUUGUAAAGAUGAUGGUAAAAUGCACUAAACCUUUCUCACGCUAGGAGCUUUCCUUGAUAGAUACUGACGAGUGCACGACCAACAGCCAUAAUUGUGACGUCAAUGCUGUCUGUAAUAACACCCAGGGAUCUCAUAAUUGUACCUGUAAGCCUGGAUACUCUGGAGAUGGAAGUAAUUGCACUGGUAACGGAACAUGUUUUAAUUUUUUGUUUCUUUCUAUAUAUAUGAUUGAGGGCUAGUAGGUCUAAUUUUGUAAUCGAAAUGGAAGUAAUUUGCACUGGUAACAACGUGUGGUUAUUUUUCGUUAGUUUAUUAACUACUAAAUAAUGUAUUUCCUAAUUUAGAUUUUAUGAUCCAGAACAAAUACCUGCGAAAAGGAAUGUUUUCUUAUAUCCUACGUCUUUUAUGUGUGAACCUAUAUAUAUGGGCUUCCUUGCCUUUACCACAUUUAAUCUUGUAAAUAAUUUAGUUGGAAUAUUGUAUAUUAUCUUUAACGUAUUUCUGUAUACUGUUGUUGUACUUCUGGUUAAUGGCAAAAAUGAAUGAAUGAAUGAAUGAAUGAAUGAAUGAAUGAAUGAAUGAAUGAAUGAAUGAAUGAAUGAAUGAAUGAAUGAAUGAAUGAAUGAAUGAACCUUGUACGUGUGUGAAGAUGAGGAGAAAUGUACCACCAACCUCUCAUGUUUGGAGCUUUUCCUCAUUGAUAUUGACCAGUGUAUGACAAACACCCAUAACUGUGAUAUCUAUGCUGUCUGUAAUAAUACCGUGGGAUCUCAUAAUUGCACUGUAAACCUGGUUUCUCUGGAGAUGGAAGUAAUUGCACUGGUAAUAACGUGCAAUAACUAUUCUUUAGUUUGGUUGUGGUUAAGGUGAUUGUUAGGUUAGAUUUCGCGGUUGACAGGCAAUCGUUGCGAACAAAGUUCCUUUCUUCAGCAACCGAUCUUAUUUUCAACCAUAUAACCCUGUGAAACUAUUUGUUAAAUAUACUUUUCUCACGUUGGGAGCUUUUUUUUCAUAGAUACUGACGAGUGUGCAACCAACACCCAUGACUGUCACAUCAAUGCUGUCUGUAAUAAUACCGAGGGAUCUCAUAAUUGUACCUGUACGCCUGGAUACACUGGAGAUGGAAGUAGUUGCAUUGGUAAAAACGUGAAUCUUUUCUUUGUUUGGUUGUAGUUAAGGCGAUUGUUAGGUUAGAUUUCGCGGUUGACAGGCAAUCGUUGAGAACAAAGUUGUUUUCUUCAGUAACCGAUGUUAUUUUCGGUAUCAAUCUUAUACUUCUAGCUGUGAAACUAUUUAUUAGAUACAUUUUUCUCACGUUGGAGCUUUCCUUCAUAGAUGUUGACGAGUGUAUGAUUAACACCCAUAACUGUGACAUCAAUGCUGUCUGUAACAAUACCGAGGGGUCUCAUAAUUGUACCUGUAAGCCUGGAUACUCUGGAGAUGGAAUUUCCAGUUGCACAGGUAACAACGUGUUUCUGUUCUUUGUUGUUUACAUAUAUGAUUGAGGUGUUUCCUAGGAUAAAUUUUGUAAUAGACAUACAAUCUUUCAUUGGACGAAAAAAUGGAUUUGCACAAAUUUGCUCCUUGCAAAUAUAUCCCAAAUUUGUAAAAACUGAGGAGUAAAUCUGGGGCAAAGAUGGUGAAUACCACAUUUGCCUAGUUGUUUACAUCCCUGUUUUUUGGUAUCCAAAUGUGGCAUUUACUAUAUUUACUCCUCUGUUUUUACAAACUUGCAACAUAUUGGCGGGAGCAAAUUUUCAAAUCCAUUUCUUCGUCCAGUGUUUGAAAAUAAAGCUAUUUUCUUAUAUCCUACGUUAUUUGUGUCAACCUUGUGGUGGACCUUGUGCUCUUGUGUUGUAAACGACUUUUUUAGUGGGGAACACGUGAGUCAAAUACCGUAAAAUUCCGAAAAUAAGCCUCUCCAUUUAUAAGGCCCCUCUAAAUAUAAGGCCCCCAAAAUCGUAACGCGAAAAACUCUCCGUUAAAUCGCCCCUCCGAAUAUAAGCCUCCCGGGGGGCUUCUACUUGGAAUUUGCCCUCGAAUACAAAGUAAAACAAAGCAAAAAUGGUAAAUUUCCUUCCGACUACAAGCUAGCCCAAUCGAUUUUGAAACGCAAAUUUCCCUCCGUACAUAAGCCCCUUCAAAAAUAAGCCCCUCAAAAAGGGCCUUUGAAAAAUAUAAGCCCCGCGGCUUAUUUUCGGAAUUUUACGGUAGGAGCAAUCGAUUAGGAUCAGAAUUAGGAUGUAAUUGGAGUACAAGUCUUUCUCUAGUUCGGGUCUGUUCUUGUGUAUCUUGAAAUAAAGUCUGUUCUCAACUUAUUUACAAGUAGGAGUCUAUCUUGUACGGAAGGAAGCUUUAUCUCAACGGUCGGAUAAAGUAGCUUGAGAAAACAGCCGACAUUUGGCCACCACUGGUUUCCCCGCGAAAUGACGUCUGAGAAAGGAGCGCAGAAAUUCCAUAAUGAUGACGUGUCACUACCCAUUUAUGGGUAGUGCUUCUGAUUGGUCGUGCCGCACUACCCAGAUCUGUGUCUUUAGUAUGGAACUACUGCGCUCGUUUUUCAAAUGUCUUUUCUCGGGGAAACCAUUACAGUGGUGGUGUCGCAAAAUGUCGGCUGUUUUCUCAAGGUACUUUAUUCCGACCGUUGAGAUAAAGCUUCCUUCCGUACAAGGAAGGAAUAAAGAGGAUGGUCGUUUAUGACAUUUUCUGGUGUCGAGAUUUGGGAGUGAACUGUCGGGGGAGCGAAAUGAUAGAGAAACGAACAGAAGACAAUAUUUUUAAAACACUGAUGGUAUUUCAUUAGAGUUUAUAUACUAAUAACGUUUUUCACGUUGGGCGCUUUCCUUCAUAGAUAUUGACGAGUGUGCGAACAACACCCAUAACUGUCACAUCAAUGCUUUCUGUAAUAAUACCGAGGGGUCUCAUAAUUGUACCUGUUUGCCUGGAUACGUUGGAGAUGGAAGAUUCUGUACUG